GAUCCUUUGGUUUUUCCCUAAGACGCAAAAAGAAAGUUAUUACACAAAAUUAAUAUCAAAAAAAAUAGUGAAAGUAAAUGAAUACACUUAAAGUGAAUUAUUUCAUUUUUUAGUUUCAGAAUGAUUUGACGAAAACAUUUAAAAAGCAUGAUGCUUGAAGAUGAAUGGAAAGGUCAGACAUUGCACCAGUUUGCAAUGUUUGAUCGACAUGAUGCCAUGUCCGAUAUUCUCCUUGGAGAGGAACGCAUGAAUAUCAAUGCCCCGGACCGUCUUGGCAGAACGCCAGUAUUUACAGCUGUGUCGAACAACAGCAUCAAAUGUCUGGAGGUUCUUCUACAACAUGGAGCUGAUUCAAGUGUUGCCACCAAUGAACAGCUUAACAAAAUGACUCCCCUGCACCAGGCAGUACAGGAUGGCAAGAUGGACGCUGUUAAGCUUCUUCUCACAUACGGAGCUGACCUUAGUCGACCUGAUAUGACGGGGUUGUCGCCCAAUGAACUUGUUAAGAGCAUUGGACAGCGAGACUUGAUAGAUGUUUUUAAGGCAGAAGAUGAGAGAAGGAAACAGAAUGCUUGGAACGUGAUAGCUGACCUAAUCACUGCCUGUGUGACGGAGGACAUUGAAGAGGUUCGAGAUAUCCUUCGAGUGCCCCCGCCCGCCGGCUGGGAUCUUGCUAACAUGAGCCCUGACGGGGAUGACAGAACUGCACUUAUCGUGACUGCGGAGAAGGGUAACGUAACAAUAAUGGACGAACUGUUGGGUUCUGUAGCGGAGUUACGACAGCGUCCCUCAGUUAUACAUACGGCAGUAUUAAACGGACACGCGGGUAUCGUCAGAAGUAUUAUCAAGCGUCACCCAGAGUGUUGUCGAUUAGCAGACGACAAUAAUGACACACCACUCCACAUUGCCUGCCAGACUGGUUCACUAGAAAUAGUAAAGCUUUUACUGGCCUGGGACUACCCACCAGCCUUGUACCAGUCUGUGCUUGAUUCGACCAAUCAAAUUGAGUACAGUCUGGUUGUGCCAGUGAGUAGUAUUAACUCGAGCGACAAAACACCCUUGUUUCUAGCUUGUGAAAACGGUCAUGAAGAAGUGGUUGAUUUUUUGUUGAGUUAUACUGUAAAAGGUAGAAAAUUUGAAGGCAAUGAAAAUUUGAGUGAAAAUUCCUCACAAGACAGUCAUGAGUCUGAAAUCAUUGACUUCCAUCCAAUCAGUGUUAAGUCUGAGCAUGUAGUGCCAGUUAGUAAUAUAGGAAUGGAAAGUAACGAAUCAGUGAUGUACAAGUCUGUGAACCCUGGCGAUCAUAAGUUGUCAUGCAUUUACAUAGCAGUAAAAAACCGUCACUUACAUAUAGUUGACAAACUAGUAAGAGCUGGGGCCAGUCUAGAAUUGCAUGGCAUAGAACAUGAUGUGAAAUAUAACGUUUUGUUAAAACUGGCAUUGAAAAACAAUGAUCUACUUAUGAUCAAUAAGUUGUUAGAAAAUGAUGCCAAGGAUGAAAAUAACUUUGUUCUGAAAGAAGCUGUGAAAUCCAAGCCUAAUUUCGUUGGCCAUUUUUUAAAGUACAAAGCAAGUAAUGAUGCACAGAAUAACAUUAACAAAGCUCAUAUGAAGAAAACUUUCCACGAGUCAUGUGCUAAAAUGGAAGAUUCGGAUAAGCAGGUUUCAGAUGAUCAAAAAUACCAACAAGUGUUUCCAAAAGAGUCAGUGAAUAUUCGUUGGCAAAAUCUUGGAGUUUUGACCACAAUAGAAGAGGAGUGGCUAAGCACAACUGUAAACUUCCGGAAUCCUGCACUUUCAAACAUGAAUCUACGUCGACAGUUUGGCCUGUACGCAAUAACGAGAGUUGAUGUGUCCCAUAACAACCUAACAGUUGUUCCAAUUCCACUCCUCCAAUUGCCGUCACUCACUUCGCUAACGGUUUCUGACAACAUGAUAGCAGAAUUUCCGUCUCCGAGAAAUUUUGACGUCAAUUGUAAUUGGUUAGAGGAAAUAAACAUCCAAAAUAACAGGAUUUCAACAAUUCCAGAAUACAUUUUCCAACUUCCUAAGUUAAGAGUGAUCAAUGCAAGUAACAAUGACAUAAACACUGUUCCAGUAAGUAUUUGGGACACGCCACAGCUGAAAAGCAUUGAUCUAAGUGAUAACAAACUGAAGACCCUUCCUAGGCCAAUUCUUUCAUUUAGGACAGACUCUGAAUCUACAUGCGGUGAUGGAGAAGACCCAGACAUUCAUUCCAGCACUGAUACACAGCCCGGCCAAUCAGGCACUGAAAGUCAUGUGAUCAAACACAGUUUGAAAAGAGCCAAUCACUGGACAGGAGGCCUUACUGUCAAUGAUGAGGAACUUAAAACCUCUCAGAUGAAAGGGCUGAUAACUCUGAAGCUUAACAAGAACCAACUUGAUAGGUUUCCAGAAUUCUUGUCCUGUUGCUGCAAUAGAUUGGAAAAUUUGGAGAUGAAAAGAAACAGGCUAAAAAGCUUGGGUAACAUUGCGGCUUACCCAAAGUCUCUGAAAGUGUUGGACCUUAGUUACAACAUGAUAGAAACAAUGGAAGAUUGGAAAGAUGAGGAUAAAACAAGGACAUGCUACUUUAAAGAAGCCAGGGGUGUUGAUGUGUCAAGAUCGGGUAACUUCAUUGGGCUCCAGCCUAGUGGAGCGUGUUGCGCCCACCGAGCCCACACCAGGCUUGAUUACCUUGAGAUGCUGGACUUCUCACACAAUAAACUAGAGGGCCUUGUGGUCCUGAGGUCCAACCUGACAUUCGAACAAUCAAAGAACUUUGCAGACAAGGAAACCCAGGAGCAGGAAAUACAGCGCCAGGUUCUGCUGCCAUCGCUGUUUUCCCUUAACCUGAAUGCCAAUCGUCUGAUGGCACUUCCAUCUGACAUCAAGGAGAUGAGAGCACUGAGAUCUCUGUACCUGAAUCAAAACACCAAACUCAACAUGCUUCCUCCUGAUUUAGGCCUCUUGGAUGGACUGCACCACAUUGAGGUUCAGGGCUGCCCCUUGGAAGGCCCCAUUCAGGAUGUUAUCAGAGGGGCACACAACAGGGCAGCUGAUAUUACAGGGUUUCUCAGAUCUAUUCUUGAAGAGGCUGAGGAAUACAAUUGUAUGAAUAUGAUGCUGGUUGGUUCAUUCAAAAUUGGCAAGACUUCUCUGCUCAAACACCUGAUGAAGAAAGGCAGAACAAUGGCGUCCUUGCAACACUUCACCCAGCGUGAGGACAGCACACAGACGGGAGUGACGAAAGAUGGAGAUCCAUUAUCAACUGUUGGUAUAGAUAUCUGUCAACUCAUCUUUGAUGGAAAGCAGGGUGCGGUCGAGUUCAGGACCUGGGAUUUCGCUGGUCAGAAAGAGUAUUAUGCAACACACCAGUAUUUCCUCAGUCAGCGAUCUCUAUAUCUCGUGUUGUGGAACCUUACAGAGGGGGAGAAGGGUAUCAAGGAGCUGAAACAGUGGCUCGUAAACAUACAGGCUCAGGCCAGAAAUUCUGCAGUGAUAAUUGUGGGAACGCACCUUGACGAGAUCACGAAGAGUAAACACUUCCCAAGCUCAAUGGAGGCGGACAUGGUAAAAAAGAUUCAGGAGAAAUAUUGUCGCCAAGACAACGAGUACAGUGGUUUGCCAAAUGUCAUCAAGAUUGUGAAUGUGGCAUCAGGAAAGAAGACUUUGAAUAUCGAUAAACUGAAAAGUACCAUCUAUGAUGUUGUGUUCAGACUCAACCAUCCAGCUCGUAAGAAUGAGAAGCUGUUGGGUCACAAAGUGCCGAAGAAAUACCUGAAACUACAGCACUGUAUCGAACAUAUUGCUGUGAGGAGGAUGAGCGAGGGAAAGGAUCCUGUCCUAGAUGAAGAUUCCUACAUCAUGAUGGUUAUGAAUGAGAUGUCAGUGGUGGAUGAUGGAAUCAACUUCCGGAACAAAAACGACAUUCACCAGGCUUCGCGUUUCCUACAUGAGAAUGGGGUAAUCUGCCAUUUUGAUGACACUGCCCUGCGAGACCAGUACUUCUUAAAGCCCCAGUGGCUCUGUGACCAGCUUGCAAGAGUCGUGUGUAACAAACUAACUGGCAUCGAAAAUAAGGGGGUUAUGCAGAAAAAGCAGCUGGUUACGAUUUACCGACACUCGGACCGAAUCGGUCAGUACAUUAUCAGCCUCCUGAACAAGUUUGAAGUCGCUCUGGCCAUCGAUGAUCAGAACGUUCUCCUUCCAACUCUUCUGCCGACACAUUUUGAAAUUGUUGACCCAAAAAUUCUUGCUACGGUACCAAUUCGAAGAAAGGGAUCACCUCCUAAUGUGUCAGUGAACAGCGUCAACUCGUACCCGCUGCCAUUUCAAAACCAGUCUACAAAUCAAGGUGAAAUGUCUGUUGCAAACACUAAACCAGACAACAAUGUAGUAUUCUCCAACACCCGUCUGUACCUGCUGACAUACUUCCCAAGUGGAUUUUGGCCUCGUCUGAUCACCAAAGUCUUAUCAGACGAGUCUUUCUAUGAUCAUGUUGUGAAUAUGUUCAGUAUUCCCCAGGAAAUUAAGGACCGGUGCCCCCAGCUACAAAAUACUGUACCCUCCUGGCGUUGCUGGCAGACUGGUUUUGAGCUGGUGUACUUUGAUAAUGUGAUCAUGCAGGUCAAAGAGGUGCAGUCGUGUACCGACUAUGGUCGUGGGAUGUGUGAUUAUGCCAACGAUGGGCUGUGUAUGAAAUGCUUCUUCGAUAACAGUUGGAAUCCCCUGGAUGUUGAGGAUAGCGUCUUGUUGGAAAUAUCAUUCCGGGCUGAUAAGUUGACCUUCAACUUCAGUUUUAAUGAAAGCACAGCAUCAGGAAAUUCGAAUUUCCAGGCGAUUGAACAGAGAGAUUUUUAUCAUGAUGAAAAAGCUAAGACCGGAGUUUUAGCAAAGGUUGUAGAACAUAUUGACAAUUUAUUGCAGGAUUGGUUUCCGGAAAUCGGAGAGUCUCGUUUUAGCCAAACUUGCUUGGGUCGAUAUUUGGUAACAAGGGUAAUUCCCUGUCCUUCUUGUUUACAACAGGAAGUGAAGCACCAAUCUUCAGACAAAGGAGCUUGGGACGUUAUUACCCAAUCAGCUACCAGCUCACAACCCUUUAGCAUUUCUAACUUAAAUCUGGAAAUCAGUGUUGAAAAUGGCCAAGUUACUGACCAAAAAAGAGUAAUGUGCACAUUUCUUGUUGAGCGUUGUAUCAAGAACGUGUUAGAAGGGAUGGAUGAAAUCUGUGAUGUUCACAAAUCAGUGUCACCAUUGCUGAUGCCAAAUGAAGAUGGAGUGAUCCGAGAAAUACACAUUGCGCCAGACGCUGUAUUCCAUGAUCUUGAUGUCUCCUUAUUGAUCGAAGAUGAUGCAUUGACCGUAACUGACCAGCUUGGCCGAGGAGCGUUCGGCACUGUGUAUGCAGGAAAACUCAGAAGGAGAGACCAUAGUAUUGAUGUAGCCAUAAAAGUUCUGUAUGAUCCAGCCAAGGUCGAUAAAAUGAAGAACCAGCAGAUGCCGCAGAUCAGCCUAGAAACUGUGUGCUCCGCAUACACGAAUGCCCGACAGGAAGUCAGUAUCCUAGAUACAGUAGAACACCCGCACAUUGUGCCCUUACUCGGGCUGUCUCGUCGCCCCCUUGCCCUGAUUCUGUCCCGGGCCCCUCUGGGAUCCCUUAACCAGAUUUUGGAGGUCCGACAGAGAGAUGGGCUAUGUCUGCCAAUCUGGGUCAUAAAGCAGGUUGUCAUACAGGUUGUGAGUGCUCUAGAAUACCUCCACCAUCGGAAUAUCAUCUACCGAGACCUCAAGUCUGACAACGUCCUUGCCUGGCACUUACCCGAGCCAACCAACCUGAGCCCUACAGCACCAGUGCUUGUAAAAUUAGCGGAUUAUGGGAUCAGCAAAUCAGUGUUUCCAGGAGGGGAGGCAAGGGGGUUUGGAGGGACCCCACCCUUCAUUGCGCCCGAGAUUAUUGUGCACACUGGGAGAGAUACAUACACAGAGAAGGUGGACAUAUUCUCGUUUGGAAUGUUCCUGUUUGAACUACUGACGUGUCGCCAUCCCCUGGCAGACGUGAACAAUAUCAACAUGCAUGUGUCAAAUGGGGGUAGACCUACCCUUACAACAGAGGAGGCAUCCCUGUACCCUUCCCAUAUGCUUGACCUGAUGACCAUCUGCUGGGAUCAUAACCCACAGAACAGACCUUCCGCAACACAGGUGAGACAGGUUGCCAUGACACCACAGUUCUGUCACCUAAGUGAUGCAGUUUCCAUGGAAACAAUGACUACAGUCCUGUCAGCAUGCUCCGUUUUUGUGGAUAAUUCCUCUGUUCAAAGCUUAGAUGCAGCAGCGGAGAGCAGCCAGAUAUGGUUGCUGUCUCAACCAGAACACGGCUCUGAAAAUCACACUAUUGACAUCCUAAACUUCAACACAGCCAACAAAUGCUCCAGUAAACAGGAACUGAAGCAUAAUGCCAGUUUCCUGUCUGUGUGUACAGUCGGGAAAACUGUCUGGUGUCUAGAUUCACAUGGAACAAUACUUAUAUACAGUCCCUACACAUUUGACAAACUGGACACAUAUCAACUAGUUGUGUGUGACAUUGACAAUGUGUGUUCCAUGACCUUUCACCCUUACCCUGAAGGUCAUGAUCCUGGAGCUGGAGGUCAUGUGAUGAUUCUGGUAAAGGAGUGUCGCCAGUCUACGCAAGCCGUCACGUCAUUGCUAAGCAUAGAGGUGACCGGUCUAGGAAUGGUUAACAUGUCACAUGACUAUCAGCCCAUUAGGAUACACCGAAAAUGUCAUUGCGCAAUACUUGUUCAGAAUAGCAACAGUCAAAAUAUCUGGAUAGGCACUGACCAUGGUGAGAUUCUGAUUCAGCACCUUGACCACAUGGACGAGAUUGACCAGGCUUUAGUGGUCAGUCCAAAUGUUGACCGAGGGCCGAAACAUCUAGAUUGUAUCCUGGUGACCAUGAGUGAUCAUGCGUCUGUGUUUGAACCUAAUGUCUACACAUACAAUUACCCAGGUAACAAGAUUUACCUGUGGAACGGGACAACCAAUGAGAAGAUAGGAGAGCUCGACUGUUCCUCCGUUAUUCCAAAACUGGAGCGUGGCCAUCUCAGCAAGUUCCCUGUAAACUUUGCCCAGGUGACAGAUAUGCUUGUCCAUGGGAGGUCUUUGUAUGUUGGCACCACAUGGGGCUGUGUAAUUGUUGCCGAUGCCCAAACCUUACAACCUCGCAGUGUGUUCCGGUGCCAUAGCAGGGACUUUCUCAAAACUAUUCUUCCACUAGGCACUGCCAAUCCUUUUAAGAGGGUUGAAAAUAUUCCGCCAGAGGGAAAGGAUAGUGAUGGCGGGAUAGUCACCAUUGGUCGCGGAUACAUAGACGUCAUCAAUCACGUGAUGCAGCUAGAAAACCAGGUUGUUAAGCAUGAUACCGCUGAUGAGUUUGGGAUUUUCAACUCGGGAUCACAACGUGUGGAGGAGGGGAAGGGACAAUUAUGGAAUGACUGCAAUACGUUUGUCCUGGCAUGGGAUGCAAAACACUGGAACUAUUAUUGAAUGGAGCUUAAUGGCACUGGAAUUUGAUGAAAUUGAAAUAUAGCAUAACAUUAUAGUAAUUACACAUAUUAUAAAAGGAAGACUUUAUUUACUGCUACAUGUUGUACUAGUUAGGAACAUUGGAUUCUAUAAUCCUAGUACCUUGAAUUAUUCUGCUGUUACUGUGCAGACAUCAGUAUUCAUAAAAUUGAACGGUUGUUUUUGUUUUGUUAAUGCAUAAUUUGCAGACAUUAUAAUAUAAAUGUUUGAAUGUAUGAGCUGUUGUUUUGUAAGCUAUUGUUGUAGGUAUUUGGUUAUGUAAUGUUUGUGUUGUCUUUAACUAUGCAAACUAACAGGCUGAUCUUUCAAACUGUUGUUCUUUUUGUGGCAAUUUGUUAGUUGUGUUUGUUAUGGAAAAUAUUUACUUGCAUACUGAACAAGUGUUUAGAGUGCUGUAAUAAUCCAUUAUCAACCUCCCUUCCCCUUCAUGAAAGAUAAAUCACACACAACAUGGUGCAAAUUAUUGAAAAUGUAUGGCAUUAAAACAUGGAAUCAUUUUAACACCUUACUGUGUGAUUAAAUUUUCUUAGUUAGUUUUGAAGGAUUACGAAAAUUUGUGAUAUACCAAGUUGUGAAAUAUGUUUACCGUUGAAAAAUCAAUUUCGUUUAGUUUACAAACAGGUUAUAGUGGUCCUAACAAAUAGAUAAGUUAUAGCUUUUUAAUAAAUAGGGAAAUGUUUAUUUUCAUCUCAUAACUAAAGGGAAAAAAUAUAGUAAGCCUUCUGAUACAGCCACCUUUUUAACAUGACAAAAAUUACAUUAAUUAUAAGCUUAAUAGUUAAACUGUUGUAAUUGCCUGUGCUAGUUGUUACAAUAUUUAUUGAAAGUUGUAAUUUUGUUGCCAAAAUGUUUAAGUGAUGUUUUAUAAUUGCCUGGAUUUUAUAACUGUAAAAAUUGUUUGUGAUUUAUGUUGAUUUAUUUUUCAGAUAUAUAAAAUAUGUGACUUUUAUCUAUGAAUAUAAUUAUAUUGAUCCCAGAUAUUAAAGAAAAAAUAUGUUUUGUUUAUAUAUAUUUUUUUCCCACUAAUUAAUUUUUAAAAAUAGAUGCUAUCUUGAGUUGUAUUUUCAUAAACAUUCAUUUGACUCUUGAAAAGGAAAGUACUUAAUAUAGAAAUGGAUUUUUUUCUGGGAAAGAUGCAAACGCUUAAAAUAAUUUGGUUUUAUUGUUACCUUCAAUCUUUGGGUAAUACUUGAAAUUGGAAUAAUGACAUGAAUAAGUUUCUUGGUUCUAGGAGCUAUGAUUUCUUGACAUUUAUGUUAUUAAUAUGUCUUAUUGUUGAUAUGUAAAACUAUUUUUGAAUUUUAUUGUUCAAGACCUACAAAAAUGAUGCAUAAAGUUUGUGAAAGGACAGCAGAAGAUUUCUUUGCCAUUGAAUAUUUUUUGUGAUAAAAGUUUGUGGCAACUGACUUCACCUUUUAAGUUUGUGAUAUAAUUACAUUAAGUUGGUUUUAAGCUCAAUUCCAAGUCAGUGCAAUAUGUAUGAAUGCUAUCGAUGUAGAUGGUGUUUUUGGUUAUGUGUUACUUUUUUGUUCAUUUAAUUAUGUACAUGUACAUCUAAGUUUCUGUUUUAUGUGAUACAAUAAACCACCAAAUUAC
Mya arenaria is the source of this 9180-nucleotide messenger RNA. Its product is annotated as leucine-rich repeat serine/threonine-protein kinase 1-like. Gene Ontology annotation, cellular component: plasma membrane. The record is from RefSeq and is a predicted model, not a curated record. Bases 148 to 7545 code for a protein of 2465 amino acids. Gene Ontology annotation, biological process: protein phosphorylation. The transcript is spliced from 34 exons. Gene Ontology annotation, molecular function: ATP binding; protein binding; protein kinase activity. Lineage: Eukaryota; Metazoa; Mollusca; Bivalvia; Myida; Myidae.